UGCUCCUCAGUCCUCAUCAGAAACAAAAAAAUAUAGACUUAAACAAAAAAAAAAACUAAGACAGAGUCAAAAUGAAGUUCGGUAAGGAGUUUUCAUCUCAGAUGGUGCCAGAGUGGCAACAAGCUUACAUGGAUUACGGUUCUCUAAAAAAAAAUCUCAAAGAAAUCAUCGGGUUCAAACUCGGACAACCGGCCGAUGCAUUGCCUACUCGUGGUGGCGCCAAUAAUCACCACGGCGGAGGAUUACACCGAAGAAUGACUUUGUACAAGACGUUUAGCGGUUUACUCUCGAUUCAGGGAAGACAAAGACGCGGCCAUUCUCACGAUGUGGAGGAAGGGUUACAGAUGAUGGCGACCACUGGGCCGAUUCUGGUGGAGACCAACGCUGACGGCAGCUAUGAAACUACGUUCCUGAUGGUGAAUGAGAAAGGAGGAGAGUACGAGUUGGUGUUUUUCCGGAGACUGGAUGAGGAGUUCAAUAAAGUGAGUAAGUUUUACAAAGAGGAAGUUGAUAAAGUGUCGAAAGAGGAGAAGGAGCUUAACAAACAGAUGGAAGCUUUUAUAGCAUUUCGUGCUAAAGUUGAGAAUCAAGAAGGGAGUGGAUGGCGAUUGCAGGAACGUGGGGUUGAGUUCACUCGAUUGACUUCCAACAUCGCUACUUCCGCAGCGGCUAUCUAUGCUUCUUCUCCCGCGGGUGCUAAGUCCAAGGAAGUUGGAAGUCAAGCUCAUAUGGAGACAGUAGAGGAAGGAGAGUCGAGCAGAGCUGGGAAACUAAAAGAUGAUGAAGAAGCAGAAGUUAAUGGAGCUAGAGAAGAGUCCGAUGAAGUGAAUAAGAGCAGGACGAGAGCAGCGAGACCAGCUCCGUUAGAUAUUCUGGAUGGAGUGAGGAUCAACAACACCAUAGACACACCUCGUUCCACCUUUAGAGGAAUUCUCAAAGUAUCAAAGCCGACCGAGUUAAUAUAUAACAGAGAAAAUCUGAAGAAAGCCGAGCAGAUGCUCAUAGAAGCUUUCAGCGUGUUUUAUCAAAAGCUUCGGCUUCUCAAAAGCUACAGCUUUUUGAAUGUAAAGGCGGUCUCGAAGAUAUUGAAGAAGUACGAUAAGAUAACUUCGAGGGAUGCAACAAAGCCUUACAUGAAAAUGGUUGAUAGUUCAUACCUGGGAAGCUCUGAUGAAGUUGUACGACUCAUGGAGCAUGUUGAAGCUACAUUCAUAAAACAUUUUGCAAAUGCUAAUCGAACCAAAGGAAUGAACAUUUUACGGCCUAAAGCAAAACGAGAGAGACACAGACUUACAUUCUCCACUGGUUUCUCGGCUGGAUGCAUAUUCUCUCUUAUAGUGGCUCUUGCCGCGAUCAUUCGCACUCGAAAUCUCUUGCAGGAGGAAGGCCAGGCGCAAUACAUGGAUACUAUGUUCCCACUUUAUAGCUUGUUCGGUUUUAUUGUGUUGCACAUCAUCAUGUUUGCGGGAAAUAUAUACUAUUGGAGGCGAUACAAAGUAAACUAUUCCUUCAUAUUUGGGUUCAAGGAAGGAACUGAACUGGGUUACCGACAAGUCCUCCUUGUGGCGUUCAGCACUGGCGUCCUUGCAUUGCUUUGUGUUCUUGCAAAUCUUGACAUGGAGGUAGAUCCUGUAACAAAAGACUAUCAAGCAUUCACCGAACUUCUUCCUCUGAUACUACUUCUUGGUAUAUUUGCGGUUCUAGUCAUGCCAUUCAACUUCUUUUACCGGUCCAAUCGCAUAUUCUUCCUCACUUGUCUGCUUCAUUGCAUGGCCGCUCCUCUUUACAAAGUAACAUUGCCUGAUUUCUUCCUGGGAGAUCAAUUAACUAGCCAGGUUCAAGCUUUACGAAGCAUCGAGUUCUACAUCUGUUACUAUGGUUGGGGCGACUUCAGACACCGAAACAACACUUGUAACAAGUCUGGUGCGUACAAAGGUUUCUUCUUCAUUGUUGCUGUCAUCCCUUAUGUCUCUCGCCUCCUUCAGUGCCUCAGACGGCUGUUUGAAGAGGAAAACCCGGAGCAAGGAUGGAACGGACUCAAGUACUUCUUGACUAUAGUGGCAAUCUGCUUGAGAACUGCUUACAGUAUCCAGCAAGGUCAAAUCGCUUGGAGGGUUUUAGCAGCUAUCUCUUCAGCUGCAGCUGCCAUAUUCUGCACUUACUGGGACUUUAUCCAUGAUUGGGGUCUUCUAAAGCGGACAUCCAAAAACCGCUGGCUUCGAGAUAAACUCCUCAUUCCUCAAAAGAAAGUAUACUUCAUCGCGAUGAUUUUGAAUGUCCUGCUGAGAUUUGCAUGGAUUCAAACGGUUAUGGACUUCAACUUCUCAUUCAUGCAUAAACAGACGACGGUUGCUGUUGUUGCUAGUCUUGAGAUCAUUCGUCGUGGUAUAUGGAAUUUUUUCAGGUUAGAGAAUGAGCAUUUGAACAAUGUCGGGAAAUACCGAGCCUUCAAGUCCGUUCCAUUACCAUUCAACUACGAUAAAGAUGAAGACAAAGACGAUUAGUACUUUCAGAAGAAGUCAAUAUACUCUUUAAUUACCAAAACUGUUUACACUGUCUUAUCUUUUCUGUUCUUCACUUUUUAUUUUGUGUCACAUGAAAAAUGUAAGGGAGGAUUAUAAACAUAAGGUUCGAUCUCUAGUGUUAAAUUGUGUAGAAAAAAUAUAGUAUCUUCAAACUCUUCA
Molecule: messenger RNA, 2684 nt
Organism: Brassica oleracea var. oleracea
Lineage: Eukaryota; Viridiplantae; Streptophyta; Magnoliopsida; Brassicales; Brassicaceae
Product: phosphate transporter PHO1 homolog 3-like
Exons: 12
Coding region: 72-2504 (810 amino acids)
Biological process (GO): cellular response to phosphate starvation; phosphate ion transport
Cellular component (GO): trans-Golgi network; Golgi apparatus; cytoplasm
Molecular function (GO): inositol hexakisphosphate binding
Source: RefSeq, a predicted model, not a curated record